This is a messenger RNA of Plasmodium falciparum 3D7, 774 nucleotides long. RefSeq lists its product as uncharacterized. Lineage: Eukaryota; Apicomplexa; Aconoidasida; Haemosporida; Plasmodiidae. The transcript has a single exon. The coding region runs from base 1 to 774 and encodes 257 amino acids. The record is from RefSeq and is a predicted model, not a curated record.
AUGGUAAUAUUCAUUGCUAUAUUAGACCUAAUUAUCGUUCUUGCUAUUUAUUUUUUAUUUUUCUAUUUUAUUGUGAUGGAAAAUAAUAUUUGUGUGUAUGAUUGUAAAGAUCAUUCCCUUAAAAAGAUGAAAAAAAAAAAAAAAAAAAAAAUGCGAAACAUAUAUAAAUUAUUAAUUGUUCUGUCUAUUUGUAUAAUAUAUUAUUUUAACUUAAAUUUUUUUUCAGUAUCUGCAAAAAAUAUAAAUAAAGAAAAAAUAAACCCUCAUGGAAUUAUUACAUCAUCUGUUCCUAAUGAUAAUAUAAAUAUAAUAGAAGCAAAUGAAAAGGAACAUAAUAGAAAUUAUACUACAGAAGAAUUAUUAAAUAAUAAUGAAGAAAUAAAAAAUGAAGAACUUUCUCAUUCAUCUGAUGAUAAAGAAUAUGAUAAAGAUAUAUAUAAGGAAAAGUUUUUAGGUGACGAUUUUGUAAGUAAUGUUGAGUUAAUAAAAAAUAGCAAAUUUAUAAUUAAUGCUGUUAAUUUUUUAAUUAAGGGAUAUAAGCAAAGUUAUACAACUGGUGAAAAAGAACAUACGUCUUUAAGAAAUGGUAAUGAUAAUCCUAAUGCUGCAGAAAUUAAAAAGUUAAUUAUAAUUAAAUUAUUAAAAUGUAUAGGAGUUUUAAUUUUAUGUUAUAUUGCUAUUCGUCUAGUUUUUUCAUUCUUUAAAAAAGUAAUAAAUUUGAUUUUUACCAUUAUAUUUAAAAUUUUCAAAUUUUGCUGUUGUGGGGGGAAAUAA